UUUCUGAUUGACAAUGACGCGGAGAAGGACUAUCUCUAUGAUGUGCUGCGGAUGUACCACCAGACCAUGGAUGUGGCUGUGCUGGUGGGAGACUUGAAGCUGGUCAUUAAUGAGCCCAGCCGCCUGCCACUGUUUGAUGCCAUCCGGCCCUUGAUCCCGCUGAAGCACCAGGUGGAGUAUGACCAGCUGACACCCCGGCGCUCCAGGAAGCUGAAGGAGGUACGUCUGGACCGUCUGCACCCCGAAGGCCUCGGCCUCAGCGUGCGUGGUGGCCUCGAGUUUGGCUGUGGUCUCUUCAUCUCCCACCUCAUCAAAGGUGGUCAGGCAGACAGCGUCGGGCUCCAGGUAGGGGACGAGAUUGUCCGGAUCAAUGGCUAUUCCAUCUCCUCCUGCACCCACGAGGAAGUCAUCAACCUCAUCCGCACCAAGAAGACUGUGUCCAUCAAAGUGAGACACAUCGGCCUGAUCCCAGUGAAGAGCUCUCCUGACGAGGCCCUCAAAUGGCAGUAUGUGGAUCAGUUUGUAUCAGAAUCUGGGGGUGGGCGGGGGACACUAGGCUCCCCCGGGAGUCGGGAAAACAAGGACAAGAAGGUCUUCAUCAGCCUGGUGGGCUCCAGGGGCCUUGGCUGCAGCAUUUCCAGUGGCCCCGUCCAGAAACCCGGCAUCUUCAUUAGCCAUGUGAAGCCUGACUCCCUGUCUGCUGAGGUCGGUUUGGAGACAGGGGACCAGAUUGUCGAAGUCAAUGGCAUCGACUUCUCCAACCUGGACCAUAAGGAGGCCGUGAACGUACUGAAGAGUAGCCGCAGCCUGACCAUCUCCAUCGUAGCUGGAGCUGGCCGGGAGCUGUUCAUGACUGACAGGGAGCGGCUGGCAGAGGUGCGGCAGCACGAGCUGCAGCGGCAGGAGCUACUGAUGCAGAAGAAGUUGGCGAUGGAGUCCAACAAGAUCCUCCAGGAGCAGCAGGAGAUGGAGCGGCAAAGGAAAAAGGAAAUUGCCCAGAAGGCAGCAGAGGAAAAUGAGAGAUACCGGAAGGAGAUGGAACAGAUUGUGGAGGAUGAAGAGAAGUUUAAGAAGCAGUGGGAAGAAGACUGGGGCUCAAAGGAACAACUCCUGUUGCCCAAAACCGUCACCGCCGAGAUGCACCCAAAACCCCUUCACAAGCCAAAGUAUAAUCAGGGAGUGGAGUCCGAGCUCAAGCCUGCAGAUGACCUGGAUGGAGGCACGGAGGAGCAGGGAGAGCAGGAGUUCCGGAAAUAUGAGGAAGGCUUUGACCCCUACUCAAUGUUCACCCCAGAGCAGAUCAUAGGGAAAGAUGUCCGGCUCCUGCGCAUUAAGAAGGAGGGAUCCUUAGACCUGGCCCUGGAAGGCGGUGUGGACUCCCCUAUUGGGAAGGUGGUUGUCUCAGCUGUUUACGAGGGGGGAGCUGCUGAGCGGCAUGGUGGCAUUGUGAAAGGGGACGAGAUCAUGGCAAUCAAUGGCAAGAUUGUGACUGACUAUACCCUGGCUGAGGCUGAGGCUGCCCUGCAGAAGGCCUGGAGUCAGGGAGACUGGAUUGACCUUGUGAUUGCCGUCUGUCCUCCCAAGGAGUAUGACGAUGAGCUGUAAGACCUUCUUCUGAAGUCCAGAGGAAGAAACCAAAUUCAUCUAGAAGACAAUGGGCUCUGGACCCACCUCCUGAAUACAAGGCCUGGGACCAGCUGUGAGAGACACCCAGGCUGCAGGCACCAGAAGACAUCCUGGGAAACCCACACCCAGCACCCAGGGAUUUCAGAUGCCCUUUGGCCCUGAGC
Molecule: messenger RNA, 1790 nt
Organism: Loxodonta africana (African savanna elephant)
Lineage: Eukaryota; Metazoa; Chordata; Mammalia; Proboscidea; Elephantidae
Gene: USH1C
Product: USH1 protein network component harmonin
Biological process (GO): inner ear auditory receptor cell differentiation; inner ear receptor cell stereocilium organization; retinal cone cell development
Cellular component (GO): stereocilia ankle link complex; photoreceptor inner segment; stereocilium tip
Molecular function (GO): protein binding
Source: RefSeq, a predicted model, not a curated record